CCGCCCCCCGAUAGUCAUCCAAACCGUGCGAUGAUAUCGGUAACUAAUAACGGUAGUGUUGCCGCCGGUGUCCACAAUACUAUCAUAACCUCAACAACCGCCGCCGCGGCCGUCAAUAGYAUCGGCGGUACUGGCGGUACACAUAUCAAGCGUAUAAUGAAAGACUUACAGGAGUUUUAUCGGGAAAAYUCUGAGGACAUCUAUGCGGUCGCCGAAGAUAACGACCUGACACGUGUGCACGCAUUGAUACGCGGACCGCAGGGAACGCCCUACGAGAAAGGCUUCUUUUAUUUUGUAUUAAAAUUUCCGACUAACUAUCCGUUAAGUCCGCCGUCAGUCAAACUGAUGACCACCAAUGCCGGUACUGUACGCUUCAAUCCCAAUCUGUACGCUUGCGGUCGGGUAUGUCUGAGCAUACUGGGCACUUGGACAGGUCCGGCCUGGACGCCGGCACAGACACUGUUUACAAUACUACUGUCCAUACAGUCGCUGAUGAACGACAAGCCCUAUCAUAACGAACCGGGCUAUGAAUUGGACGAACAUUAUCUAAUGUUCGGUAACAAUGAUGGCCGUAAUGUUCCGAACAGUCUACUGGAUCCKGCCGUCAAUAGCUAUAACGAUAUUAUCGGYUACGAAACCAUACGGGUGGCCGUCGUGGGUAUGCUAGACCUGAACAGUGUGGACGCCCGUAAUAUGCCCGUAGUAUUGCGCAACGUUAUGCUGGCCGCUUUCCGAUCGGAUUACGACUAUUUUGAACGGACAGUCCGAUCGCGAUCGGCAACAAUGGACGGCCAGCGACCGUCGGAUCCGUUUGGCGAUUGCGAUCGGCCCCAGACCUUUGAAUAUGGCAAACUGUCGGCCCAAUUGGCCGGUUUGAUGACAACCUACGAUAGUAUUGCCAAUAGUUUGGUCUCAGGGGAGGAGGUGGCGGCUGCGGCGGCAAUGGUUACCCAUAAUAAUACAAAUUUAUCGGUAAAUCUAAGGGACAGCCAAUUGGCUAAACCGUAUUUUGAAAUGGUAGACAAAAUAUUGGCGCCGCCGCCGCAGAUAGUGUCCAAUAUUGCCGAUAACGGCGGCGGCGGCGAUGAUGAUGAUGACCAGGGUUGGGAAUCAGAGGGCAAUGAUGACCUCAUUUAUGAGGAGGACAACGAUGAUGAUGAUGAUGGUGCUGGUGUUGGGGAUAGGGAUACAUUGAGGGACGGUAUGAUGGAUCUCUAAACUGUGUGGUUACCUGCCCACCCCCUCCCUCUCCCCUAUAAUCAACAAUGAUAUGUAUUUGUGAUACACAUUAAUUAUAG
Molecule: messenger RNA, 1298 nt
Organism: Oppia nitens
Lineage: Eukaryota; Metazoa; Arthropoda; Arachnida; Sarcoptiformes; Oppiidae
Product: ubiquitin-conjugating enzyme E2 Z-like
Exons: 3
Coding region: 31-1218 (395 amino acids)
Biological process (GO): negative regulation of apoptotic process
Cellular component (GO): nucleus
Molecular function (GO): cysteine-type endopeptidase inhibitor activity; ubiquitin conjugating enzyme activity
Source: RefSeq, a predicted model, not a curated record